This is a messenger RNA of Pyrus x bretschneideri (Chinese white pear), 1531 nucleotides long. RefSeq names its product expansin-like B1. Bases 513 to 1268 code for a protein of 251 amino acids. The transcript has 4 exons. Lineage: Eukaryota; Viridiplantae; Streptophyta; Magnoliopsida; Rosales; Rosaceae. Gene Ontology annotation, cellular component: extracellular region. The record is from RefSeq and is a predicted model, not a curated record.
AAUUAUUGAGACUAUGUGAGACGAGACUAGACUCAGACUCAGACUCAACCUAUUCAGUCCCGCCCACCAAACGGAUCAACAUCGGAGAUCCAACACAAGUGGCCCUUUACCACAGUGGUGGAAGGGUGUUGUGCCCUUACAUGACGGCAUGGGUUCAAACCCUCUCAGUAGCUAAUCUAACAUUUAACUUACUAACGCUAUCGUUUCACUCAAAAAAAAAAAAAAAAAAAAGACAUCGGAGGUCCAACGUGUAAGUACACGUUAUCAAUCUAAUCCAAAACUCCAGAGCUCUCCUAUUUCUUUUGCACCCUGUAUUCCCAAAGUGGAAGAAAAGGUAUGUAUCCACCUCAGCAUGCACCCUCCCCCCUGCCUCGACUAUAAAUAUUGGGACUAAGAUACCUUUGCUCUCACAACCCUCCUAAACUCAUUAGCUUAAUCUAUCUGAUUAUCGUCUUACUUUGCGAUAAUUAACUUCCUUGCAUUGUCUAGGAAAAACUUUGUCACACAGAGACAUGGAGUUUUUGCUUAAGCACAUAACUUGGUUUCUUUGUAUCAUGGUACUGUUGCCUGCACUAUGUACCUCUCAAGACGCAUUUGUUUCCUCUAGAGCAACCUACUAUGGUAGCCCAGACUGCUACGGGACCCCAACGGGAGCUUGUGGGUUUGGAGAAUAUGGAAGAAAGAUCAACGACGGUCAAGUAACCGCAGUUUCUAGGCUAUGGAGGAACGGAACUGGCUGUGGUGCAUGCUACCAGGUGAGGUGCAAGGUCCCUCAGCAUUGCAGCAGUGAUGGGGUAACUACGGUGGUGACGGACUACGGCGAAGGCGACAGAACUGACUUUAUCUUCAGCGCAAGAGCUUAUGCAAAGUUGGCAACCAAUCCAGCUUCGUCUGCGGUAUUAUUUGCUUCCGGUGUCGUUGAAAUCGAAUACAGAAGGAUCCCUUGCAAGUUCUCUGGUUACAACAUUGUGUUCAAAGUCCAUGAACAAAGUAAAUAUCCUCAUUACCUUGCCAUAGUCAUUCAGGAUGUUGCUGGGGUAAAUGACAUAACAGCUGUUGAGGUUUGGCAGGAGGAUUGCCAGCAAUGGAGGCCAAUGAGGAGAGCAUAUGGAGCAGUGUGGGACCUUCCAACCCCACCAAUGGGGUCCCUUAGCUUGAGGUUCCAAGUGAGUGGCAGUGCAGAAGUGAAAUGGGUGCAGGCAAACAAUGUCAUCCCUGCUGAUUGGAAGGCUGGGGCUGCAUAUCAGUCGGACAUUCAGCUCACUUAGGAGGACACUAAUUUAGUUACAUGUUGAUUAAUAUUAUUGCUUUUUUAUGUUUAGUUGCUUGGCAUGGAUUUAGUAUAAAAUAAUUAAAAGUAUUAGUUAAUGUAUGAUGCUUGUUAGGAACCAGUGCACUUGGCUUUCGUUUGCCCAAGGAUUAGUGGGGUUCUGCACCUUCAGUUGGUGAGGUUAUGUAAUAUGAAUGAAUAAAGUUCCACCUUGUUGGAUACUUUAAGCUUGCUUUAUAAACAAAGUUUGUUAUUGUAUUA